Corapipo altera (White-ruffed manakin) is the source of this 3314-nucleotide messenger RNA. RefSeq names its product adaptor related protein complex 3 subunit mu 2 (gene AP3M2). The transcript has 9 exons. Gene Ontology annotation, biological process: intracellular protein transport; endocytosis. Gene Ontology annotation, cellular component: clathrin adaptor complex; cytoplasmic vesicle. The record is from RefSeq and is a predicted model, not a curated record. The coding region runs from base 528 to 1856 and encodes 442 amino acids. Lineage: Eukaryota; Metazoa; Chordata; Aves; Passeriformes; Pipridae.
UUGGCACUCAAUGGAUGCCCGUAUCCCGGAAAGAGGAAAUCCCUCUCUUAGUCCUAAUUAAUCUUGCGCUGGGAACCGCGGGUCUGGGCUUUUAAAGACCCGAAGCGAUGGACUCUGAAAUAACGAUGCCAUGGAGCUCGGAGAGCGGGCACUCCUCACCCGUGCCCCUGACUGUUGAUUCUAAGGUCCAGGUUAAAACCAGAAAGGUUUGUGUUUCAUGGAGAACCAAGUGUAUAAAGGCUUUACGCUGUUGUCAGUUUAACUGUGUUCUGUCUGUGGUAUCUCUGUGACUCCCAUUCAAACAGUCUCCAAGAGCCUCAUGGACUAAUAUGAUAAUCUUUACAAUGUCUUUGUGUUAAAAGUAAACCUGCCCCUGCAGCAGUGAGGGACCUGUGACCUCCCUUCCCCUGUGACAAGGGCUGUGUGCUCAGACAGCUGCUUUAACAGGGUACAAAGGGCUGCUUUCCUGUUGGUUCUCUAUUUGUUCCCAACAGUGUAGGAGGAAAAUCAUUUGUAAUGGCAUCUGCAUGACUCAGAAGUCCAGGGAUCGGCUCUGUGAACACGAAACAUCUGUUCUAAUUGCGCAAGGGAAUCAUUUGGCAGAGUUCAGCCUGUUCCUGAUCAACGCCGCCGGGGACAUCUUCCUGGAGAAGCACUGGAAGAGCGUGGUGAGCCGCUCGGUCUGUGACUACUUCUUCGAGGCGCAGGAGCGGGCCUCGGAGGCGGAGAACGUGCCGCCCGUGAUCCCCACGCCGCACCACUACCUGCUCAGCGUGUACCGCCACAAGAUCUUCUUCGUGGCCGUCAUCCAGAGCGAGGUGCCGCCGCUCUUCGUCAUCGAGUUCCUGCACCGCGUCGUGGACACGUUCCAGGAUUAUUUUGGCGUGUGUUCAGAGGUGAUAAUCAAGGACAAUGUUGUGGUGGUCUAUGAGGUGCUGGAGGAGAUGCUGGACAAUGGCUUUCCAUUGGCAACAGAGUCUAAUAUUCUUAAGGAACUGAUAAAACCUCCUACUAUCCUGCGGACAGUCGUCAACACCAUCACAGGAAGCACUAAUGUGGGUGACCAGCUUCCCACUGGGCAGCUCUCAGUGGUGCCUUGGAGACGUACUGGUGUAAAAUACACCAACAACGAGGCCUAUUUUGAUGUGAUUGAGGAGAUCGACGCGAUCAUCGACAAAUCAGGUUCCACGAUUACUGCUGAAAUCCAAGGGGUGAUUGAUGCUUGUGUCAAGCUGACUGGGAUGCCAGACCUUACCCUCUCCUUUAUGAACCCUCGGCUGCUGGACGAUGUCAGCUUCCACCCCUGCGUGCGGUUCAAGCGCUGGGAGUCGGAAAGGAUCCUCUCCUUCAUUCCACCCGAUGGGAAUUUUCGCUUGCUCUCCUACCAUGUCAGUGCUCAGAAUCUCGUGGCAAUUCCCGUCUACGUGAAGCACAACAUCAGUUUCCGGGACAGCAGCUCCCUGGGGCGCUUCGAGAUCACCGUGGGGCCCAAGCAGACCAUGGGCAAGACUGUGGAGGGAGUGAUGGUCACCAGCCAGAUGCCAAAAAGUGUGUUAAAUAUGACCCUGACACCCUCUCAGGGAACACAUGUCUUUGAUCCAGUUACAAAGUUACUGUCAUGGGAUGUGGGGAAAAUAAACCCCCAGAAGCUGCCAAGCCUGAAGGGCAGUGUGAGCCUGCAGGCUGGGACAUCGAAACCAGAUGAAAACCCCACCAUUAACCUGCAGUUUAAAAUUCAGCAGCUGGCCAUAUCUGGACUGAAGGUGAAUCGCUUGGACAUGUAUGGGGAGAAGUACAAGCCAUUCAAGGGGAUCAAAUACAUGACUAAGGCUGGCAAGUUCCAAGUCCGAACCUAGAGGAUCCUGGCAGUGAGGAAGAGCACUUCUCCUUUUCCCCUGUCCCUGGCUGUUGGAUGCAGCCUCUUUCCCCAUCCAUCUGUUUUGGGUAGCUCCCUUGCCUGUAGUAGCAUGAGCAGGAAAGCAAGUGCUCAGACUGCUGGAAAGCAGGGGAAAGUAAGGCUGACCUGAAACCACCUCAUCUCUUGGAAGUCUUUGGAAUAACAGCGGAUGGGAGAAGUGUUCAGGUCCCUUGGGAUUAGUGAGUCAGCUGUGUAAGCUUGUAUCACCCUCAUUUUGCUGUCUUAGAGGAAAUUCCAGGUAUUUAUUGCCUUUUGUAUCUCCUCUUCCUUGUAUUUUGGUUGGCUUUUAUCCCUUCGUAGAUGAUCCAAAGUUGAAUUUCCACAAACUUCAACUCCAGUGUGAGGAUCAGCACCUGCCCUUCUCCAUCACUGUGUGUCAGGAUGCAGAGCUGUACAGUUCUUGGCAGCAGGGAAAUCAUCUUGCCUCUCUGCCUCAGAGGGGCUGGAGAAAGUGGAAGGGUGGAUUGUUCCACCCAGGAUUGCUGAUUGAGAAGCCUGAGAUUGGGGAUGGUGCCACAGAGGGAGGAAGGGAAGAAGUGGAUGCUUCUUCUAGGUACUUCACAAGCCAUCUUGGUUGUUAAGUAUCUUAAAUCUCUGAACACAGACUUGAAAUGCAUUCAAAUCUUGUAACUGGGGUGUGGUGGCAUCUCAGUGUCAUUCUGCUUCUCUGGUUAUUUUAUCAGUAUUUGAAGGUAAGAAUUCUCCCACCUGCCUUGGGGAAUCAGACAAGACAGGGAGGGGAAUUUUUGUGAGGACACAGCACUGAUGGAAAUUGCAGCUGUGAGUAAAUGAAGAUAAUCACUGUCCUAUAACUUGUUGGAACCUCUCUCUGCCUCUGCUUGCCAAUUGCAAAUGAAGGCUGUUCUCCUGCUCACUGAUGUCCUUCUUUGACAUAACUGUGACCUGGUACCUUCGUAGUGUUCCUGCCUGUCCUACCUCAUUCCAGUUCUGUCCCAGUCAGGUGCUGUGGAUUCAAGGGUUGCCCACUGGGACCAUCUCCUGUGCAGGAGCUGUUGCUCCAUGUGCCCACCCCAGCCUGUGGUACCUCCCUGUGUCCAGCAGAACCAGGAGAUGAGAGGCACCUGUGCUGGUGGUGGUGUCUGGAACAGGCUCUUUGGCCACCACAUGCCAGGGUGUUUUCCCUGUGGGAGCAGAGCCUGUCCCUGAGCUGCUGUGCUGUGACCACACAGGUGUGGCUGUGCAGUCCAGCAUGGACAGCCUCUAAAGGAAGGGUGGCAUCCAUGGGGUGGCAUCUUGCUUGUGGAGCUGCAGGUUCCAGGGCUCCAGAGGAAUGCCAGAGCAGGUGGCAUCUGCUGAGGUGACAUUACUGCUGAGCAUGUUCAGUGCAAAUAAAACCUUCAACGAGGGCAUCAAUAAAAUUAAUUUUUACAUGUCA